ACCGCCGAACCAUGGACUCCUCUUGGCUGGGAUUGGACGACUUUUUCUCCAGCUCCAGCACCAGUCGUCGGUCCAGAGUGUCGCUGCAUUCCACGACUCGACGUUCGCGACUCGGCUCUGUCGCUGACAGGAUCAAGAUCGACUUCGGCCCGACCGACAUAGAUCUCGAUUUCGACACGAGUGCUUUUCGUAGGACCUUGCUCCGCGAGUUUGACGGAUUUCCCGGGGAAACCGGCUCGAAACUCAAAAAGUCUGCUUCCAAGCAGGAGUCUAAAACGGAGAAAGAAAAAGUUGCCGAGAGUGUGAAGAGUGAAACGGAAUUUGACACUGUCAGAGAAUUAAGACUGAAGCUACAGCAUUGCCAAGAGGAGAACUCCAAACUACAGGCUGUCAUCACAGAUCUCACCCAAGUCAACAAAAGGUGGCAGAAGUAUAAUAAUGAUAGGCAGAUCUACGUACAGCAGUUGCUCAAUACUAUUCAGGAUCAGCAGGAGCAACUUAACCACAUUGGGGAGAGAACGUUCAAUAGCUCAUCAUCAGUUAUCACCCAGAACUGCCAGGUAUCAAGUCACAGUCCCCCGGCGGAGGAUGAGGUAGAGAGGCUGCGAGGGGUCGAGCAGAAGCUCAAGGAGAAGGUUUCCAUCCUGGAGUUCCAAGUCAAGGCCCACCGUGAUGAUUGGGAGGCUGAGCUCAACGAGAAAAAACAAGCAUUGAAAGACAAAGAGGCUGUAGAACUGAAACUAGCAGAGCUUCUGGCAGAAAUGCAAUUACCAACUCCUGUUGGGGAGAGGAGAGAAGGGAGAGUGGAACUGUUCUGUAAGAACUGUGGCCAGGUGAGGGAGUAUGACAGAUCUCCACCUCCCCGCAGUAGAAUGUACCGCACUGCCGUCCACCUGCCCUGCUCCAACGUCUCUAGUUACCACAGUUCCUCUACGUCCAUAUCCACCACAGGAGAUGAGCUUGUGAUAGACAGCAGCAGUAAAGUGACAGAUGAUCUCUCUCCACUAUGGAACAUCAAGGCUGACGAGACGUCAUACUCUCGUAGUUCUACAGUACCGUUGGUGACGAGGCCUUCUCCAUUACCAGUCACCGUCAAAUCCUUUGUACAGAUUCCUGUUGUCAAGUCUUCCUCUAUGCCAGAAGGUAACGCUUCCAAGAUUCCGGAUUUACCUCAAAUGUCUCUGGGCUCUUUAGAUUACUUGACGAAUGUUCCUCCGGUUUCCUCGGUCCAUUCGUCGGAUCAGUACGCUGGAGUGGAGACGCUCUCUGGGGAAAAUGUGAUUUGCCUUCGUUGUGGUCAAGUUUUUCCUCCUGAUAUGCACUUAAAGUUCCUGGACCACUUCCCAAAAUGUAAGUCAAAUAGAAAGACGAAUAGUGUUUCAAAAGACAGUCUACCUAAAGUGUGAUCAACAAAAUGUUAUUUUAUUUAUUUGUUGUUUUGUUAUUACUCUAGCUUUAUUAUGUUUUUAAGUUAACUCGCUUUCAAGUGUGACUGUAAUGAGCUCUUUUGAAUAAUAAGACAAUUUAUGUUUAUCAAAGAUAAAUUAUUGUUGUGAUAUUUUUUUCAAAGACUAAAAAAAAUACCUAAUGCUGGGUAGUUUAAUCAUUAUUAAUAUUAUAACAAUUGCAGCUUUAAACUAUGAUUCACCUACUUAAAGGUUUCUCAAAUGUUAAUUUUAUUUUUUUCAUACUACUGUACUGUAUUUUUUUAAUGUUUGAAGCAAAACUAAGAACAUUGUUCAUAAGCACACAAAAAUAUACUAUAUGGUUUUGUUAUAACAGGAUUUUCAAAAAUAUUGCUGAAAAUAGAAAGUUUAAUUCAAACGUUGUUGAACAAUUUAAAUAGUAGAAUGCUCUUUACACAAACAUUAAUGAUCUUGAAGAUUGAAGUAUUUCACAGAGUUCCUAAUACAAUGUGAGCACUGAGAGAUUAUAUUGUGAUAUUCUCUAUGGGAUUCAUCCCCCUAAACAUUCAAAGUUACCAAGUUCUUAUGUGAAUUCCCCUAUCAACUGUAUUUGUAUUUUUGUCAAAGUCUUGCAUAUUUUAAAAUUGUAUGGCUAACGACUAAAACAAAGUAAUUAUUUUUAUUGGUUUAUUUUGAACACCAUUGGUAGGCUAUAUUGUAUGUUUUUUGCUAAAAAUGAGAUACUAAGGGAUCUGAUCCCAUCUCCACAUGAUGAUUUCACACUUCUAUACAACUUAAAUAAUUAAUGAAACAAUUCUCCUCUUGUUUACUUUAGUACCAUGAAUUCUUUCAGAUUAUGAGUCUGUAAAUUCACAUUCUUUUACCAAGACCAGAAUCCAAUCAAACUACGGUAAAUUACAAAGAAAUAAUAAACGAGAGUGUAUUUUUAAAUAAGAUUUUGCAAAUCCUUCUGAUUGGAUUGUGUUGAACUUUGAACACUGCUUUAUUUAUGAUAGAAGAUGCAGAACUGAAAUAACAAGGUGCUAAGUUAUUUAAAAUUUAUAGGCCUAGUUGUCGCAAGUAAAUUGAUUAUUUAAAUUGCUAAUAUGUGCACACAACGGGUUUAGGCAUACACUUAAAUUGGUUUAUUGAAUCUCAAACAAAAAUUGUUACAACUUUGUGUUAGUACUGUAUGAAUGCUGUUGUUAGGUAUGAACAUGACUGAUUUAAGUAAUGGUGGCACAGCUGUAAAGUUAGGCGAUUUCAUACAAAACUUAACCCUUUCAGAUAUGUCACACAAAGCAAAGUCGACAAAGGUAUUAUUUAUUAAUAUAAAGUUACUAAUGACAUCAGAUCUACUCUAAUUUAAAGUUAGAUUCAUUAUCAUUUUACGAUAAUUGAAAAAAAUUCUGUUAUUAUGAUAUUGUUACCGAUGGCAUAUCGAGUUCUUAAACAUUUCUUUUGUCUGUAUUUCUUAUAAAAUAAUUGGCUGCAGCUCAUCAAUGAGUAUAAUAUUUUAUUGCCCUUGUUUAUAUUACAGUUGUUUAUAUUAAGACUCCCUCUUAUCCGGACUCGUCGGGACCGCGGCCAGUCCGGAAAACGGUUUUUUUCCGGUUAAACCGACGUCCCCAAAACUCGUUAAAACGUACCGUUUAAAUGCAUUCUGUAUAUAGUAUUUGACUUAAAUUUAGGAGAGCAUUGUAUUCACACAUGUGAUCACUGGUCUCAAAUCUUUCCCACGGGAACAGUCGUUUCAUUACCUCCCACUUCCUGCCGAUCUAGUCCAGUUAAACCGAUGUGAUGAUAAAAAUUGUCCGGUUAAAGAGAUGUCAUUUCUGCCAUGUGUAGUCCGGCUAAACCGAUGACCGGUUAAAAGGUGUCCGGAUAAGAGGGAGUCUACUGUAAUCCAAUUUAUAUAAUCUGUAGAAUCAAAUAUUGCUAACCAAAAGCCGCCAUAUGAAUGAUUUUGAGUUUUUAAAUAGUGUUGAACGUAUAGGUAUUGUUUUGAACCAAUGAGUAAAAACUUUAUAAGAAGCAAAAUGCUUAUGGAGAUUUGUCAGACUCAAAUUUGUCCUGUGAAAUGAGCUUCGCGUCGCCGCUGCGUUACUCUACCUCUCUAAGCCGAUUCUUUGCCUCACUAUCUCACUCAGUCAGUUGACAUGGCGGCGCGUUCGUGAUAGUAGCACCUUCGAUACCUAGCGGCCGCCACGGGAACUAUCCGAAAUUCAAAUAUUCCCAUACUGAAUAUUUAACAUAACCAUUGCGCUUCUUAUAAAGUUUGUAUUCAUUGUUUGAACCUUUGACCAUUGAUGCAACUUGAUUUUAAAACUUGAAACAGUAUAGGUAUUAUUCUAUGACUUUAUAAAAAAAUACUAUUUAAUGAUUAUAAAACAGUGGCGCCGUGUAUCUUAUGCUGAAGCAAUUAUUCUGCAACUUGUCUAAAUAAACAUAAAUUCAGAAUGCACGCAUCGUUUUAAUAAUCACUUUGAAGGGUUAUUGUUGUGAUUCAAUAAUAAUCACAAUAGUCAGUAUCCAAUAAUCAAUGGUUUAAACACAUCAUAUUGGGGUUGUUAAACUUAUUAUGUCGUAGAUUUCAAUUGUUUCUUGAACAUAGAUGAUUCUUAAUGUAGCUCAGAUAAGCUUGUAAACUUUGUAACCCAUCAGGCCAGAGCAUAUAUGAUUUAUUUACUUUUCUUAUGUUUGUAAAAUAGAUUUAAUUUAACAUUUUAAAAGCCAAAACGCAUCAUGUCAACCAGAAGACCUGUAUCUGCUAACAUUUUAGAGCUUGUUAUUUAUUUUUCAUACCUUUGUUAAUUUAAUAUUGUGUAAAUAAAUAUUGUACAUAGUAUAAUUUAAAUAAAUCAAGUUUUGUAUAUUGACAGAUUUGUAAAUAUGGUAUACCUAAAACAUGAAAAGUAGAAGCGAGAAGCAUUGUGUACUGAAGAAAUAUUUUAAUAAUUAGAAGUAUACCUAAUGCAAUUGAUUGAUAUUCUAGAACCUGUUAUUAUCAUUUUAAACUUUCAUUGAAUUUUUGUACAGAGAAAGCUAUUACAUUAAUCCAUAGUAAGCACGUACUUUGUACGUAAAACCUUAUGUAUAAACUUCUUAUGUAAAAUGUUUGUAUAUAUUAUCUCAUGAAAAUUUUGUAUCAAAAUAAAUACAUGAUAGUUA
Molecule: messenger RNA, 4577 nt
Organism: Macrosteles quadrilineatus (aster leafhopper)
Lineage: Eukaryota; Metazoa; Arthropoda; Insecta; Hemiptera; Cicadellidae
Exons: 6
Coding region: 12-1406 (464 amino acids)
Source: RefSeq, a predicted model, not a curated record